AGAAAAUGGAAAGAAAGCAUGGCAAGGACUUUAAGCCGGUCCAUCUUCUUAAAUUCCCCAGUUAAUCGUUCCUCUAUUUCUCUUCUGAAUCGCUCCAAUCCUAAUCUUACAUUCCCAAAAUACCCUUCUAAUCUCUCCAAAAUUUCCAACUUCCCGCUCGCUCAUUCAUCAAUGGACGCCCCUCCUGAAGGUUAUCGAAGAAAUGUCGGAAUCUGUCUCAUUAAUUCUUCCAAAAAGAUUUUUGCUGCUUCAAGACUCGAUAUACCCGAUUCCUGGCAAAUGCCCCAGGGUGGCAUUGAUGAGGGUGAAGAUCCAAAAGUUGCAGCCAUUCGAGAAUUAAGAGAAGAAACUGGAAUCAGCUCAGCAGAAGUUCUUGCUGAGACACCUCAUUGGUUGACUUAUGAUUUCCCUCCUGACGUCAGGGAAAAACUUAAACAUCAAUGGGGAUCUGACUGGAAAGGUCAAGCACAGAAGUGGUUUCUUCUUAAGUUCACUGGGAAGGAGGAAGAGAUCAAUCUUCUGGGUGAUGGGAAUGAAAAACCCGAGUUCGGGCAGUGGUCAUGGAUGUCACCUGAACAAGUAAUUGAGCAAGCCGUUGAUUUCAAGAAGCCUGUUUACAAGGAAGUUUUUACAGUUUUCACUCCUUAUCUUCAAUAAUAUUAUGUGUAAAGUUUUUUGCAAUGCUAUUAUCAUUUCAUACAUGGUCAUAAUAAUUUACAGAACCAUGACUUUUUGCCGUGUAAUGUGUAUAUUGGAUAUCACCCGCAUUUUACAACUUGUAACGAAUAAUGAUAUGAUAUCCUUG
Messenger RNA from Pistacia vera, 805 nucleotides. Its product is annotated as nudix hydrolase 26, chloroplastic-like. Lineage: Eukaryota; Viridiplantae; Streptophyta; Magnoliopsida; Sapindales; Anacardiaceae. Gene Ontology annotation, cellular component: chloroplast. The coding region runs from base 19 to 657 and encodes 212 amino acids. Gene Ontology annotation, biological process: nucleoside phosphate metabolic process; ribose phosphate metabolic process. Gene Ontology annotation, molecular function: bis(5'-adenosyl)-pentaphosphatase activity; guanosine-3',5'-bis(diphosphate) 3'-diphosphatase activity. The transcript has 6 exons. The record is from RefSeq and is a predicted model, not a curated record.